Molecule: messenger RNA, 1866 nt
Organism: Capsicum annuum
Lineage: Eukaryota; Viridiplantae; Streptophyta; Magnoliopsida; Solanales; Solanaceae
Product: WEB family protein At2g38370
Source: RefSeq, a predicted model, not a curated record
GAAUAAGGGGGCUUUUACAAAAACUAGACGUUACUGUCGUUAUAUAAUCCAACAUUGUUCAACGUUACACUGCUCCACUGCUCAGUGUUCAGUACACUCGCCUUUUGGUAUAUUCACCCACUCCGCUUCUCUUUCCUUUCCAUUGUUGCCUUUGUACUUCACUCUUUCCUCGUACGCUCUCUCCAUUAGUUCUUCCUUAUUUCUUGGUCUUUUUACCUUUGGGUUUCUUUAUAAUGGAUACUUCUGAAACCAAGGCUGCGAAUGUGGUAAGCUGUCGUUCUGAAAUAGAUGACCCCAUUUUGGAGGAGAAGGAAAAUGGUUGCGUUAGGGCGGAGAUUGACACUUCUGCUCCGUUUGAGUCGGUUAAGGAGGCUGCAAGUCGGUUUGGUGGAAUUGGGUUUUGGAAACCCACUCUUCACAAGUCAUUUGGGGAUUCUUCUGAGGGUGCUGAAGAGAAGAUUGACAUUGCAAAAGUGGAAGAACAGGCUGCACAGUUGGAAAAAGAUCUCAUUGUGAAAGAGAGGGAAACACUUGAUGUCUUAAAAGAACUGGAAAGCACUAAAGUUCUGAUGGAAGAGCUGAAAUCAAAGUUGCAGAUGGAGGCACAUGAGGUCAAUGCUACACUAGGUGCUGAUUCCGAAGCUAAGGAUUUACAUCUUGCUGAUGAAGUAGCAGAUAAGGAAAACAGUGAAAACAUUGUAAGAAAUAAUCAGGACACAACUAGUGGUUUGGAUCUGUGUCCAUCUUCAGCUCCAGGUUUUAUAUUAUUGGAAUUAAAACAGGCUAAACUAAACUUAACCAGGACAACUCGUGAUCUUGCUGAUAUUCGAACUACUGUUGAAUCAUAUAACGAGAAAAUUGAAAAAGAAAGAAUCUUUCUUGAGAAGACCCGCCAAAGAUUAUUUUCAAAUUCCUCAAAGAUUUUAUCCCUUGAAGAAGAGUUAAAUAAAACAAGAGAAACACUAAAGCUGGUAAAACAGGCCGAAGGAGGUUCAUGUGAUCCUAUCAAUUUGAUGAGGGAGCUUCAAAGACUGACUGCUGAGACUGAGCAGUUUAAGAAAGUAGGAGAAGCUGCAAAAUCAGUAGUAUUGAGGGCUAUGUCUGAGAUUGAACAUACAAAGUCAAGGAUCAAAACAGCAGAGAUCAGGUUGGUUGCAGCCAAGAAGAUGAAAGCAGCAGCUAGAGCUGCUGAAGCUGUUGCUCUUGCUGAAAUCAAGGCCCUAUCAAGCAGUGAAAACUCAUGUGCAGCUUUACCUCAAAGGCCUGCGGAAGGGGUAACUCUUACCUUUGAGGAGUAUUCGUCUCUUCUGUCCAAAGCUCAAAACUCACAGGAAGCUAGCAAGCAAAGAGUAGUAGAUGCAAUGAUGCUAGUGGAUGAGGCUGAUGUGUCUAAAACAGAAAUAUUGAAGAAGGUAGAAGAAGCUACAGAAGAAGUUAAAGUUAGUUCGAAGGCAUUAGAAGAAGCACUGAGCAGAGUGGAGGCUGCAAAUGAAGGAAAAUUAGCAGUAGAGGAAGCUCUGCGCAAAUGGAGGUCUGAAAAUGGACAGAGAAGAGGUUCAGUACAGAACCCAACCAAGUUUAAAAAUCCAUCCUCAUCUCAGCAUAGGAAAGAUUCUGUCCUGGUUGAUGUCAAUGGCCUAACUCUUGUCAAUGAUGAGUUAAAACCAGUUCUAAAGCCAACUCUAUCAAUAGGGCAAAUAUUGAACAAGAAGUUGCUUUUAACAGAAGAGAUUGAGAAUGGAAUUCGGGCUGGAAAAAAAGUUGGAAAGCGUACAGUGUCACUGGCCCAGAUGCUUGGGAAACCCACUGGUGAGUUGCAUGUUAGUCGAAAGGAUGAGAAAGAGAAUGGAGUUAGGCAUCAUCUCC